AUGGCAAAAACGGAGCAGGGCAAUGGACUGGACAUGCGGGGCAGCACAGAGAAGCUGACAGAUAAUAAUGGCAAAGGCGGCUCGUAUGGAUCAGACCCAGAGAUAAAUGGCACCGUCCCCGGGGAGAGACAGGUGGACAAGUAUGGGUUCACUGGAGGAGCACAGCAGCACUCUGGAGAGACUGCUGAAGAAAUACCCCCUGAGGUGCUGAGGCAGCGGGAGGUAAAAUGGCUGGAGAUGCUCAACAGCUGGGACAAAUGGAUGGCCAAAAAACACAAGAAGGUGAAAGAGCGCUGUCAGAAGGGGAUCCCUCCAUCCCUGCGUGGCCGGGCCUGGCUCUACCUCACGGGGGGCAAAGUAAGAAGGGAGCAAAACCAGGGAAAAUUCCAUGAACUGGACAGCCAGCCAGGAGAUCCUAAAUGGGUAGAUAUUAUAGAGAGGGACCUCCAUCGACAGUUCCCCUUCCAUGAAAUGUUUGCAGCAAGAGGAGGUCAUGGGCAGCAAGACCUGUUCCGUGUGUUGAAGGCUUAUACUCUGCAUCGCCCUGAGGAGGGUUACUGUCAGGCUCAGGCUCCCAUCGCUGCUGUUCUUCUGAUGCACAUGCCAGCAGAGGAUGCAUUCUGGUGUCUUGUUCAGAUUUGUGAGAAAUACCUUCCUGGUUACUACAGCACAGGGCUGGAGGCAAUCCAGCUGGAUGGGGAGAUCCUGUACGCUCUCCUGCGGCGUGUGUCUCCUGUGGCCCACCGUCACUUAAAGAAGCACAAGCUGGAGCCCAUCCUGUACAUGACCGAGUGGUUCAUGUGCGCUUUCUCUCGGACUCUGCCAUGGGCCUCGGUGCUGCGGGUCUGGGACAUGUUUCUUUGUGAGGGAGUGAAGAUCCUCUUUCGAGUGGGCCUGGUUCUCCUAAAAUGCAUGUUGGGAUCCCAAGAGAAAGUGAAGUCCUGUCAAGGCCUCUAUGAAACAAUGGAGCUGCUGCGAGCCAUACACCCACAGUACAUGAGAGAAGGCUUCCUGGUGCACGAGAUUAUCGAGUUAGUGGUGUCUGAGAAGGACAUUGAGAAGGAACACCUCGCUCAGCUGCGGCACUGGAAGGAGACUCGCGGAGAUCUACGCUGCAAGUCCCCUCCCAGGAUGCACGGCGCUAAGGCCAUCAUGGCCGCCGAGCCGCCCAGUCGACAGGACCUGAAACAAAUGCCCACCAUCAUUGUGGAGUCUCCCCUGGCACCCAAGACAGACCGGGAGAGAGUAGAGGAUGCCAAGGACAGUGGAAAGGAGGAAAAACAGAAGAAAACACUCCUACCGCCACAGCAGACUGUAAAUCCUGCCUUUCCUCCCACUGACCCCUCACCUCUUGUCGAAGGCAAGAAUGGAAAAGGGUCCAAAGAGAGUCUGAGCAGCGCAGAGCAUGACACCUACCUGUAGCAGACUAAGUGUCACCAGCUUACUAACAUAAAUCAUUCCAUACAGCCUCGACUAACUCACUAACAUUCUCACAUAUCACAGUUGUCAGUGACAUGACAAACUUUUCCAUGACUUUGUGUGUCCAUAGGAGUCGUAACUGUGACAGGUUUUAGUAAAAUUACAAUCAAGAAAUAAGUAAUCAAAGCUGGCCUGAGCAGAAUGCCUCUGCUCAGAUCAUGAAGCAGUCACUGUGAUACUCAACACAUUUUCAGUGUAAUUUCAUUUAUAUAGGUUGCUAUGUACUCUACUUUAAACUAAGUGCAGUUAUGGACAUUUAGGAUAAAAGUAUGUGGAGCUCAGAGGUGUGUAAUUGCCAGUGAGCAACAACAGAUGGAGACUAUGUGCCCUUUGCGCACACUUCUAUGAGGUUUUUGGCGCUAUUAGCUUCAUAUGACUGAACAUGUGGGGAUAUACACUCGCUAACUCACUGUUAAAGGUAUACUAUGCAGGAUUGUCGUGCUACACCACAGAGAAAUACAAAAACGUACUAAUGAACCUUCAUUAAUAUAGGCCUAUAAUUUAUCUACAAGUGCACGUCACACACUGAGC
Molecule: messenger RNA, 2010 nt
Organism: Epinephelus lanceolatus (giant grouper)
Lineage: Eukaryota; Metazoa; Chordata; Actinopteri; Perciformes; Serranidae
Product: TBC1 domain family member 10A
Biological process (GO): regulation of GTPase activity
Molecular function (GO): small GTPase binding; GTPase activator activity
Source: RefSeq, a predicted model, not a curated record